CAGAAGCUCCGGUGCACGGAGGAGCGAGCGCAAUGGCCGAAGAGUAGCCGCUCGAUGGACCAUUCGCCGACGCCGUUCUCCCGGAGGUGCCAGAGCACCUCCGCGGCGGCCAUUGGGGGGAGCUGUCCGAGGAGGUGGGGGUGGGCGCCUCUGCUGGCAGCCGGGCUGCUCAGCCUCUUUCUGGGAGGGAUGCCCCGGAGCACCGCGUUUCCCUCCUGGAGGACCGAGGAAGAAGCUUACACCACUGUGUUGCUCAUCGGAAUGCGCAAAGAGGCCCACUCGCAAGUGCUGCACCUCUCCAGGAACAAGCGCUACACCCUCACGCCGGAGAAGCUCAAAUGGGACAAAUUCAAGCUCACAUACAAGUUGCUGUCCUAUCCCACAAAUCUGAUCAAUGCCACAGAUACGCGCCGAGGCAUUGCGAAGGCUUUCGCCAUGUGGAGUGACGUCUCUCCUUUCAGUUUCCGAGAGGUGCCGGCAGACCAGGAGGCGGACAUUAAAAUAGGCUUCUACCCCAUCAACCACACGGACUGCCUGGAAUCCUACUUGCACCACUGUUUCGACGGGAUCACAGGAGAACUGGCACAUGCUUUUUUCCCGCCAACGGGCGAGAUCCACUUCGACGACUCCGAAUACUGGAUUCUGGGGAACAUGCGGUUCAGCUGGAAAAAAGGAGUUUGGCUCACAGACCUCGUCCACGUGGCAACGCACGAGAUAGGUCACGUGUUGGGACUCAUGCACUCCAGGGACCCGAAAGCGAUCAUGCACCUGAACGCAACACUGACCGGCCGCAAGCUCAUUACACAGGAUGAGGUGUGGGGUUUGCACCGUCUGUAUGGAUGUUUGGACCGCUUCUUCAUCUGUCCGUCGUGGGCUCGUAAAGGCUAUUGUGAAAGCAAGCGCAAGCUGAUGCAGAAGCACUGCCCCUCCAGCUGCGAUUUCUGUUACGAAUUCCCUUUCCCAACAGUGGCUCCCACAUCAACACCCCCGAGAACCAAACACAAGCUGGUGGUGGAGGGCAAAAAGCUGACGUUCCGUUGCGGGAAGAAAAUAGCAUCAAAGAAAGGCAAAGUAUUCUGGUUCAAGGACGGCGAGCUUCUCGAGUUCUCGCAUCCGAAUUACAUCACCUUGAAGAACGACCACAUCACUAUAGUGGCCAACGCCAUCAACGAGGGUACAUACACCUGCAUCGUGAAGAAGAAAGACAAAGUUCUCACCAAAUACUCAUGGAGAGUGCGUGUGCGAUUCUAAUAAAUUGAAUACUUUUUUUUUUCACUUGGGCACAUAUUUCUUUUAUACCUUCUAUUCUAUGUACUGUUUUGUUUGUGCAAAUGUCAUUCCACGUGAGCUAAAUAAAAUACUCAUCCCAGGUAUCCAUACAUCUUAAGUAUUCCUGUGAGGUACUAGAAAGGUAUCAUUGACAUUCCCACUAGGAGACCACUCGUGUAAUGAAUUCCAAGACAUACUGUUGAAAAAAAACAAAGUAAUUUGUUAUUCAGACUGUUUAGGUCAGUUGUCUGUGCAUUCCGCUGCCCUGGUGGUAGUGGGAGUUAGCUCAAAAUAUUACAUAUUUAUUUAAUUGUAUGUUAAUCAGACCUCAAUUUGACUUUAAACUACUUAAGUCAUAUUAAUUAAAAAUGUUGCAAAGUUAACUUGUGUUUUCUAGCAAAACACGAAAAAUACAUUGAAAUUUGGUUGAAUUGAAAUUUAGAUUUUUGUCUUUUUAAAGUGAACCUUCCUACUCUUGUGCUUUCAUAUUGACUGCAACUGACAGCAAUAGGCGUCCAAUCCCUU
Corythoichthys intestinalis (scribbled pipefish) is the source of this 1794-nucleotide messenger RNA. It is a transcript of the gene mmp23ba, whose product is annotated as matrix metallopeptidase 23ba. Gene Ontology annotation, biological process: proteolysis; extracellular matrix organization; collagen catabolic process. Lineage: Eukaryota; Metazoa; Chordata; Actinopteri; Syngnathiformes; Syngnathidae. The transcript is spliced from 8 exons. The record is from RefSeq and is a predicted model, not a curated record. Gene Ontology annotation, molecular function: zinc ion binding; metalloendopeptidase activity. The coding region runs from base 55 to 1251 and encodes 398 amino acids. Gene Ontology annotation, cellular component: extracellular matrix.